This is a messenger RNA of Cutaneotrichosporon cavernicola, 519 nucleotides long. RefSeq lists its product as uncharacterized. Gene Ontology annotation, biological process: protein dephosphorylation. Gene Ontology annotation, molecular function: protein tyrosine phosphatase activity. NCBI's taxonomy places the organism in Eukaryota, Fungi, Basidiomycota, Tremellomycetes, Trichosporonales, Trichosporonaceae. The coding region runs from base 1 to 519 and encodes 172 amino acids. The transcript is spliced from 5 exons. The record is from RefSeq and is a predicted model, not a curated record.
AUGGCUCCACAGAAGUUCACAGUGCUCACCGUGUGCCUCGGUAUUUGCCGCUCCCCCAUGGCCGAGGCGGUGCUCAUCGCCGAGGCGGCCAAGCGCCCCGGAAUCAAUGUGACGAUUGACAGUGCUGGGACGGGUGCCUACCAUGCCGGCGACGGGGCGGAUGACCGCACCAUCGCAGUGUGCAAGAAGCACGGCGUACCUGUUGACUGCAUUGCCCGGAAGGUGGAGUCCAACGACUUCGCCAAGUUUGACUACAUUCUCGCCAUGGACGAAAGCAACCUCCAGACCCUCCAAACCCGCAAGCCCCGUGGUUCGCGCGCCCACAUCACACUCUUCGGCAACUUUGAGCCCGACUUGGCACUCGCGUCUCCCGGCGCUCGCCUCCGCCCCGGCAUCAUCGAGGACCCUUACUAUGGCGGCCGCGACGGGUUCGAGAUUGCAUAUGACCAGUGCGUACGGUACGCGCGUGGAUUCCUCGACUUCCUCGAGGCUGGUGGCGGGGAGCCGCCCAAGCUCUAA